Molecule: messenger RNA, 6169 nt
Organism: Mesoplodon densirostris (Blainville's beaked whale)
Lineage: Eukaryota; Metazoa; Chordata; Mammalia; Artiodactyla; Ziphiidae
Product: sodium channel protein type 2 subunit alpha-like
Exons: 27
Coding region: 149-6169 (2006 amino acids)
Biological process (GO): membrane depolarization during action potential; neuronal action potential; sodium ion transmembrane transport
Cellular component (GO): axon; voltage-gated sodium channel complex; plasma membrane
Molecular function (GO): protein binding; voltage-gated sodium channel activity
Source: RefSeq, a predicted model, not a curated record
AUGAAAAAAAGAAAAAAAGCAUGAUGGAAUUUUAGCUGCAGUCUUCUUGGUGCCAGCUUAUCAAUCCUAAACUCUGGGUGUAAAAGAUUCUGCAGGGCACUUUCUUAUGCAAGGAGCUAAACAGUGAUUAAAGGAGCAGGAUGAAAAGAUGGCACAAUCAGUGCUGGUACCGCCAGGACCUGACAGCUUCCGCUUCUUUACCAGGGAAUCCCUUGCUGCUAUUGAACAACGCAUUGCAGAAGAGAAAGCUAAGAGACCCAAACAAGAACGCAAGGAUGAAGAUGAUGAAAAUGGCCCAAAGCCAAAUAGUGACUUGGAAGCAGGAAAAUCCCUUCCAUUUAUUUAUGGAGACAUUCCUCCAGAGAUGGUGUCAGAACCCCUGGAGGACCUGGACCCCUACUAUAUCAAUAAGAAAACAUUUAUAGUAUUGAAUAAAGGGAAAGCAAUCUCUCGAUUCAGUGCCACCCCUGCUCUGUACAUUUUAACUCCCUUCAACCCUAUUAGAAAAUUAGCUAUUAAGAUUUUGGUACAUUCUUUAUUCAAUGUGCUCAUUAUGUGCACUAUUCUUACCAACUGUGUAUUUAUGACCAUGAGUAAUCCUCCAGACUGGACAAAGAAUGUGGAGUACACCUUUACAGGAAUUUACACUUUUGAAUCACUUAUAAAAAUACUUGCAAGGGGCUUUUGUUUAGAAGAUUUCACAUUUCUACGGGAUCCAUGGAAUUGGUUGGAUUUCACAGUCAUUACUUUUGCGUAUGUAACAGAAUUUGUAAACCUAGGCAAUGUUUCAGCUCUUCGAACUUUCAGAGUCUUGAGAGCUUUGAAAACUAUUUCUGUAAUUCCAGGCCUGAAGACCAUCGUGGGAGCCCUAAUCCAGUCAGUGAAGAAGCUCUCAGAUGUAAUGAUCCUGACUGUGUUCUGUCUGAGCGUGUUUGCACUAAUAGGAUUACAGCUGUUUAUGGGCAACCUGCGAAACAAAUGUUUGCAAUGGCCCCCAGAUAAUUCUUCCUUUGAAAUAAACAUCACUUCCUUCUUUAAUAACUCAUUGGAUGGGAAUGGUACCACUUUCAAUAGGACAGUGAGCAUGUUUAACUGGGAUGAAUAUAUUGAAGAUAAAAGUCACUUCUAUUUUUUGGAAGGGCAAAAUGAUGCUCUGCUUUGUGGCAACAGCUCAGAUGCAGGCCAGUGUCCAGAAGGAUACAUCUGUGUGAAGGCUGGUAGAAACCCCAACUAUGGCUACACAAGCUUCGACACCUUUAGCUGGGCUUUCUUGUCCUUAUUUCGUCUUAUGACUCAAGACUUCUGGGAAAACCUUUAUCAACUGACAUUACGUGCUGCUGGGAAAACAUACAUGAUAUUUUUUGUGCUAGUCAUUUUCUUGGGCUCAUUCUACCUUAUAAAUUUAAUCCUGGCUGUGGUGGCCAUGGCCUAUGAGGAACAGAAUCAGGCAACGCUGGAAGAGGCUGAACAGAAAGAAGCUGAAUUUCAGCAGAUGCUUGAACAAUUAAAAAAGCAACAAGAAGAAGCUCAGGCAGCAGCUGCAGCAGCAUCUGCUGAAUCAAGAGACUUCAGUGGUGCUGGUGGGAUAGGGGUUUUCUCAGAAAGUUCUUCAGUAGCAUCAAAGUUGAGCUCCAAGAGUGAAAAAGAGCUGAAAAACAGAAGGAAGAAAAAGAAACAGAAAGAACAGUCUGGAGAAGAAGAGAAGGAAGAUGGGGUCCACAAAUCUGAAUCUGAAGACAGCAUAAAAAGAAAAGGUUUCCGUUUUUCCUUAGAAGGAAGCCGGCUGACAUAUGAAAAGAGGUUUUCCUCUCCACACCAGUCUUUAUUGAGCAUCCGUGGCUCCCUUUUCUCUCCAAGACGCAACAGUAGGGCGAGCCUUUUCAGCUUCAGAGGUCGAGCCAAGGAUAUUGGCUCUGAGAAUGACUUUGCCGAUGACGAGCACAGCACCUUCGAAGACAAUGACAGCAGAAGAGACUCUCUGUUUGUGCCGCACAGACACGGGGAGCGGCGCCCCAGCAAUGUCAGCCAGGCCAGCCGCGCCUCCAGGGUGCUCCCCGUUCUGCCCAUGAACGGGAAGAUGCACAGUGCUGUGGAUUGCAACGGCGUGGUCUCCCUGGUCGGGGGCCCUUCUGCCCUCACAUCUCCCGCUGGACAGCUCCUGCCAGAGGGCACAACUACUGAAACGGAAAUAAGAAAGAGACGGUCCAGUUCUUACCAUGUUUCCAUGGAUCUGUUGGAAGAUCCUACAGCAAAGCAAAGAGCAAUGAGUAUGGCUAGUAUUUUGACCAACACCAUGGAAGAACUUGAAGAAUCCAGACAGAAAUGCCCACCCUGCUGGUAUAAAUUUGCUAACAUGUGUUUGAUUUGGGACUGCUGUAAGCCAUGGUUAAAGGUGAAACAUCUCGUCAACUUGAUAGUGAUGGACCCUUUUGUUGACCUGGCCAUCACCAUCUGCAUUGUCUUAAAUACCCUCUUCAUGGCCAUGGAGCACUAUCCCAUGACGGAGCAGUUUAGCAGUGUGCUGUCAGUCGGGAACCUGGUCUUCACUGGGAUCUUCACAGCAGAAAUGUUUCUAAAGAUAAUUGCCAUGGAUCCAUAUUAUUACUUUCAAGAAGGCUGGAAUAUUUUUGAUGGUUUUAUUGUGAGCCUUAGUUUAAUGGAACUUGGUUUGGCAAACGUGGAAGGAUUGUCAGUUCUCCGAUCAUUUCGACUGCUCAGAGUUUUCAAAUUGGCAAAAUCUUGGCCGACUCUGAACAUGUUGAUAAAGAUCAUUGGCAAUUCUGUGGGAGCUCUGGGUAACCUCACCUUGGUGUUGGCCAUCAUCGUCUUCAUUUUUGCCGUGGUUGGCAUGCAGCUCUUUGGUAAGAGCUACAAAGAAUGUGUCUGCAAGAUUUCCAAUGAUUGUGAACUCCCGCGCUGGCACAUGCAUGACUUCUUCCACUCCUUCCUGAUUGUGUUCCGAGUGCUGUGUGGAGAGUGGAUAGAGACCAUGUGGGACUGCAUGGAGGUCGCCGGUCAAACCAUGUGCCUUACUGUCUUCAUGAUGGUCAUGGUCAUUGGAAACCUGGUGGUUCUGAACCUCUUCCUGGCCUUACUCUUGAGUUCAUUCAGUUCUGACAAUCUUGCCGCCACUGAUGAUGAUAAUGAAAUGAAUAAUCUCCAGAUUGCUGUGGGAAGGAUGCAGAAAGGAAUUGAUUAUGUUAAAAGAAAAAUACGUGAAUUUAUUCAGAAAGCCUUUGUUAGAAAGCAGAAAGCUUUAGAUGAAAUUAAACCUCUUGAAGAUCUAAAUAACAAAAAAGACAGCUGUAUUUCCAACCAUACCACCAUAGAAAUAGGCAAAGACCUCAAUUAUCUCAAAGAUGGAAAUGGAACUACCAGUGGCAUAGGCAGCAGUGUAGAAAAAUAUGUUGUGGAUGAAAGUGAUUACAUGUCCUUUAUAAACAACCCCAGCCUCACUGUGACUGUACCAAUUGCUGUCGGAGAAUCUGAUUUUGAAAAUGUAAAUACUGAAGAAUUCAGCAGCGAGUCAGAUAUGGAGGAAAGCAAAGAGAAGCUAAAUGCAACUAGUUCAUCUGAAGGCAGCACUGUUGACAUAGGAGCUCCCGCUGAGGGAGAACAACCUGAGGUUGAACCUGAAGAAUCUCUGGAACCUGAAGCCUGUUUUACGGAAGACUGUGUGCGGAAGUUUAAGUGUUGUCAGAUAAGCAUAGAAGAAGGCAAAGGGAAACUCUGGUGGAACUUGAGAAAAACUUGCUAUAAGAUAGUGGAGCAUAACUGGUUCGAAACCUUCAUUGUCUUCAUGAUUCUACUCAGCAGUGGGGCACUGGCCUUUGAAGAUAUAUAUAUUGAACAGCGAAAAACCAUUAAGACCAUGUUAGAGUAUGCUGACAAAGUUUUCACUUAUAUAUUCAUCCUGGAAAUGCUUCUCAAGUGGGUUGCAUACGGCUUUCAAAUGUAUUUUACCAAUGCCUGGUGCUGGCUAGAUUUCCUGAUUGUCGAUGUCUCAUUGGUUAGCUUAACUGCAAAUGCUUUGGGUUACUCAGAACUUGGUGCCAUCAAAUCCCUCAGAACACUAAGAGCUCUGAGGCCAUUGAGAGCCUUAUCCCGGUUUGAAGGAAUGAGGGUUGUUGUCAAUGCUCUUUUAGGAGCCAUUCCAUCCAUAAUGAAUGUACUUCUGGUUUGUCUGAUCUUUUGGUUAAUAUUCAGUAUCAUGGGAGUGAAUCUCUUUGCUGGCAAGUUUUAUCACUGUAUUAACUACACCACUGGAGAAAUGUUUGAUGUCAGCGUGGUCAACAACUACAGUGAGUGUAAGGCCCUCAUAGACAGCAACCAAACUGCCCGGUGGAAGAAUGUGAAAGUCAAUUUUGAUAAUGUGGGACUCGGGUAUCUUUCUCUACUUCAAGUAGCCACAUUUAAGGGAUGGAUGGAUAUCAUGUAUGCAGCUGUUGAUUCACGAAAUGUAGAAUUACAACCCAAGUAUGAAGACAAUCUGUACAUGUAUCUUUAUUUUGUCAUCUUUAUUAUUUUUGGUUCAUUCUUUACUCUGAAUCUUUUCAUUGGUGUCAUCAUAGAUAACUUCAACCAACAGAAAAAGAAGUUUGGAGGUCAAGACAUUUUUAUGACAGAAGAACAGAAGAAAUACUACAAUGCAAUGAAAAAACUGGGUUCAAAGAAACCACAAAAACCCAUACCUCGACCUGCUAACAAAUUUCAAGGGAUGGUCUUUGAUUUUGUAACCAAACAAGUCUUUGAUAUCAGCAUCAUGAUCCUCAUCUGCCUCAACAUGGUCACCAUGAUGGUGGAAACUGAUGACCAGAGUCAAGAAAUGACAAACAUUCUGUACUGGAUUAAUCUGGUGUUUAUUGUUCUGUUCACUGGAGAAUGUGUGCUGAAACUAAUCUCUCUUCGUUAUUACUAUUUCACCAUAGGAUGGAAUAUUUUUGAUUUUGUGGUGGUCAUUCUCUCCAUUGUAGGUAUGUUUCUGGCUGAGCUGAUAGAGAAAUAUUUUGUGUCCCCUACCCUGUUCCGAGUGAUCCGUCUUGCCAGGAUUGGCCGAAUCCUGCGUCUGAUCAAAGGGGCCAAGGGGAUCCGCACGCUGCUCUUUGCUUUGAUGAUGUCCCUGCCUGCGCUGUUUAACAUCGGCCUCCUGCUCUUCCUGGUCAUGUUCAUCUACGCCAUCUUUGGGAUGUCCAACUUUGCCUAUGUUAAGAGGGAGGUUGGAAUUGAUGACAUGUUCAACUUCGAGACCUUUGGCAACAGCAUGAUCUGCCUGUUCCAGAUUACCACCUCUGCUGGCUGGGAUGGAUUGCUAGCACCUAUUCUUAAUAGUGGACCUCCAGACUGUGACCCUGAAAAAGAUCACCCUGGCAGCUCAGUUAAGGGAGAUUGUGGGAACCCAUCUGUGGGGAUUUUCUUUUUUGUCAGUUAUAUCAUCAUAUCAUUUCUGGUCGUGGUGAACAUGUACAUCGCUGUCAUCCUGGAGAACUUCAGUGUUGCUACUGAAGAAAGUGCAGAGCCCCUGAGUGAGGAUGACUUUGAGAUGUUCUAUGAGGUUUGGGAGAAGUUUGAUCCCGAUGCCACCCAGUUCAUAGAGUUCGCCAAACUCUCUGAUUUUGCGGCUGCCCUGGAUCCUCCUCUUCUCAUAGCAAAACCAAACAAAGUCCAGCUCAUUGCUAUGGAUCUGCCCAUGGUCAGUGGGGACAGGAUCCACUGCCUUGACAUUUUAUUUGCCUUUACAAAGCGUGUUUUGGGUGAGAGUGGAGAGAUGGAUGCCCUUCGAGUACAGAUGGAAGAGAGAUUCAUGGCAUCGAACCCCUCCAAAGUCUCCUAUGAGCCCAUUACAACCACUUUGAAACGCAAACAAGAGGAGGUGUCUGCUAUUGUUAUCCAGAGGGCUUAUAGACGCUACCUCUUGAAGCAAAAAGUUAAAAAAGUUUCAUGUAUAUAUAAGAAGGACAAAGGUAAAGAAGGUGAUGGAACACCCAUCAAAGAAGAUAUCCUCACUGAUAAACUAAAUGAGAAUUCAACUCCAGAGAAGACCGAUGUGACACCUUCUACCACGUCUCCACCUUCCUAUGACAGUGUGACCAAACCAGAAAAAGAAAAAUUUGAAAAAGACAAAUCAGAAAAGGAAGACAAAGGGAAAGAUAUCAGGGAAAGUAAAAAGUAA